AUGGUCCUGAAAGGAAUCUCCCCCGUCAUCUCCCCAGACCUCCUCAAGGUUCUGGCCGAGAUGGGCCACGGCGACGAAAUCGUCCUCGCCGACGCCCACUUCCCGGCCCAUUCCAUCUGCCCGCCUCACAUCCCGGUCCUGCGAGCCGACGGCAUCACUGUCUCGAGGCUUCUGGCUGGUAUCGCACCGCUCCUGGAGCUCGACAACUACGGCGUCGUCCCCGUGCUCAUGAUGGAGGUCGUCAAGGGCGACACGGCGGACGCGAGCGUGGAGGGAGACUUUAGAAAGUCGUUGGGGUACGAUGGAGAGAUUGAGAAGCUGGAGAGGUUCGCGUUUUAUGAGAGGUCCAAGAAGGCGUUUGCGAUCGUUUCGACGGGCGAGACGAGGAAGUAUGGAAACAUCAUUCUGAAGAAGGGUGUCACUCCUAUUUUUGAGUAA
Molecule: messenger RNA, 438 nt
Organism: Colletotrichum karsti
Lineage: Eukaryota; Fungi; Ascomycota; Sordariomycetes; Glomerellales; Glomerellaceae
Product: l-fucose mutarotase
Exons: 2
Coding region: 1-438 (145 amino acids)
Biological process (GO): fucose metabolic process
Molecular function (GO): fucose binding; racemase and epimerase activity, acting on carbohydrates and derivatives
Source: RefSeq, a predicted model, not a curated record